UGCUGCUCUCCCAGGCAGGAAGUGAGUUUCGCACUGUAAUUCCGGGCGGUGUCACGAGUGAAAAGUUUUUUUUUUCGGCGGAGAUCCUAGUUGGGGCUGGGAAACUCCUGCAAAACUCAAGACCAGGAAAUCAGCCCGCUUCCCAACCCCCACCAAAGCCACCUACUCUUCCUACUGCGGGAGGCCACUCCACAUCCGCUCUCACCAGAGAGAGAAAUUCGGCUGGAUCCGAAGUGACUGAUGAAGGGAAGGAAAUCAUGUCAGGCGAAGCCUUGAAAAAGCUGCCCUGAGACACUGCCCGACCGAAAGAAUGUUGGCUCAAUUAAGAAACAUCAGGGAGAUAAAUUCAACUUAGUGUGUCUAAAAAUGACUACAAAACGAAGUUUGUUUGUGCGGUUGGUACCAUGUCGUUGUCUACGUGGAGAAGAGGAGACUGUCACUACUCUUGAUUAUUCUCAUUGCAGUUUGGAACAGGUUCCCAAAGAGAUUUUUACUUUUGAAAAAACUUUGGAGGAGCUCUAUUUGGAUGCUAAUCAGAUUGAAGAGCUUCCAAAGCAACUUUUUAACUGUCAGUCUCUACACAAGCUGAGUUUGCCUGAUAAUGAUUUAACAGCAUUACCAGCAUCUAUUGCAAAUCUCAUUAAUCUCAGGGAACUGGAUGUCAGCAAGAAUGGAAUACAGGAGUUCCCAGAAAAUAUAAAAAAUUGUAAAGUUUUGACAAUUGUGGAGGCCAGUGUAAAUCCUAUUUCCAAGCUUCCUGACGGGUUUUCUCAGCUGUUGAACCUAACCCAGUUGUACCUGAAUGAUGCUUUCCUUGAGUUCUUGCCAGCUAAUUUUGGCAGAUUAACUAAACUCCAGAUACUAGAACUUAGAGAAAACCAGUUGAAAAUGUUGCCAAAAACCAUGAAUAGACUGACCCAGCUGGAAAGACUGGAUUUGGGAAGUAAUGAAUUCACAGAAGUGCCUGAAGUACUUGAGCAGCUAAGUGGAUUGAAGGAAUUUUGGAUGGAUGGUAAUAGACUGACUUUUAUUCCAGGGUUUAUCGGUGGCUUGAAACAGCUUACUUAUUUGGAUGUUUCUAAAAACAAUAUUGAAAUGAUUGAAGAAGGAAUUUCAGCAUGUGAAAACCUUCAAGACCUCCUAUUAUCAAGCAAUUCACUUCAGCAACUGCCUGAGACUAUUGGUUCACUGAAGAAUGUAACAACUCUUAAAAUAGAUGAAAAUCAGUUAAUGUAUCUACCAGAUUCUAUAGGAGGGUUAAUAUCAAUAGAAGAACUGGAUUGUAGCUUCAAUGAAGUUGAAGCUUUGCCUUCAUCUAUUGGGCAGCUUACUAAUAUAAGAACCUUUGCUGCAGAUCAUAAUUACUUACAACAGUUACCCCCAGAGAUUGGAAGCUGGAAAAAUAUAACUGUGCUGUUUCUCCAUUCCAAUAAACUUGAGACACUUCCAGAGGAAAUGGGUGAUAUGCAAAAAUUAAAAGUCAUUAACUUGAGUGACAACAGAUUAAAGAAUUUGCCCUUUAGCUUUACAAAGCUACAGCAAUUGACUGCUAUGUGGCUCUCCGAUAAUCAGUCCAAACCCCUGAUACCUCUUCAAAAAGAGACUGAUUCAGAGACCCAAAAAAUGGUGCUUACUAACUACAUGUUCCCUCAGCAGCCAAGGACUGAGGAUGUUAUGUUCAUAUCAGAUAAUGAAAGUUUUAACCCUUCAUUAUGGGAGGAACAGAGAAAACAGCGGGCUCAAGUGGCAUUUGAAUGUGAUGAAGACAAAGAUGAGAGAGAGGCACCUCCCAGGGAGGGAAAUUUAAAGAGAUAUCCAACCCCAUACCCAGAUGAACUUAAAAAUAUGGUCAAAACUGUUCAAACCAUUGUACAUAGAUUAAAAGAUGAAGAGAGUAAUGAAGACUCUGGGAAAGAUUUGAAACCUCAUGAAGAUCAGCAAGUUGUAAAUAAUGAUGUGGGUGUAAAGACUUCAGAAAGUACCACUCCAGUAAGAAGCAAGGCUGAUGAAAGAGAAAAGUAUAUGAUAGGAAACUCUAAUCAGAAGACCAGUGAACCUGAAGCUGAGAUCAGUCCUGGGAAUCCACCAGUGACUGCAAAUAUGAAAGCCUCUGAGAACUUGAAGCAUAUUGUUAAUCAUGAUGAUGUUUUUGAGGAAUCUGAAGAACUGUCUUCUGAUGAAGAGAUGAAAAUGGCAGAGAUGCGGCCACCAUUAAUUGAAAGUUCUAUUAACCAACCCAAAGUGGUAGCACUUAGUAAUAACAAAAAAGAUGAUACAAAGGAUACAGAUUCUUUAUCAGAUGAAGUUACACAUAAUAGCAAUCAGAAUAACAGCAACUGUUCUUCUCCAUCUCGGAUGUCUGAUUCAGUUUCUCUAAAUACUGACAGCAGUCAAGAUACCUCACUGUGCUCUCCAGUGAAACAGACUCAUAUUGGUAUUAAUUCCAAAAUCAGGCAAGAAGAUGAAAAUUUUAACAGCCUUUUACAAAAUGGAGAUAUUUUAAAUCAUUCAACAGAGGAAAACUUCAAGGUUCCCGAUAAAAAAGAUUUUAACUUACCUGAAUAUGAGUUGAAUAUUGAAGAGCGAUUAGUUCUUAUUGAGAAAGGUGUUGACUCAACAGCCACAUCUGAUGAAUCUCACAAAUUAGAUCAUAUCAAUAUGAAUCUUAAUAAGCUUGUAAAUGAUGAUACAUUUCAACCUGAGAUAGCAGAAAGAUCAAAGACACAGGAUAUAGUUCUUGGAACAGGCUUUUUAAGCAACAGUGCUAAAGGAGAAGCUGAGCACUUGGAAAAUGGAAAUAAGUACCCUAAUCUUGAAUGCAUAAAUAAGGUGAAUGGACAUUCUGAGGAAACUCCACAGUCUCCUAGGAGGACUGAACCACAUGAUCCCAAUUCUUCUGUUGAUAUGGGUCUUUCCAAGAGCACUGAAGAUCUCUCCCCUCAGAGAAGUGGGCCGAUUGGAUCGGUUGUGAAAUCUCAUAGCAUAACUAAUAUGGAGACCGGAGGGCUAAAAAUCUAUGACAUUCUUAGUGAUAAUGGACCUCAGCAGCCAAGUGCAACAGGUAAAGUAACAUCUAUUGAUGGAAAAAAUAUAGUUAGGAGCAAGUCAGCUACGCUUUUGUGUGAUCAACCAUUGCAGGUAUUUACUGGUUCUUCUUCAUCUUCUGAUUUAAUGUCAGGUACAAAGGCAAUUUUCAAGUUUGAUUCAAAUCAUAAUCCUGAAGAGCCAAAUAUAAUAAGAGGCCCCACAACAAGUGGCCCACAGUCUGCACCUCAAAUAUAUGGUCCUCCACAAUAUAAUAUCCAGUACAGUAGCAGUGCUGCAGUUAAGGACACUUUGUGGCACUCCAAACAAAACCCCCAAAUGGAUCAUGUCAGUUUUCCUCCUCAGCGCCUUCCUAGAUCAGAGAGUACAGAAAAUCACAGUUAUGCUAAACAUUCUGCCAAUAUGAAUUUCUCUAAUCAUAACAACGUCCGAGCUAAUACUGGAUACCAUUUACAUCAGAGACUUGGUCCAGGAAGACAUGGGGAAAUGUGGGCCAUCUCACCAAAUGACCGACUCAUUCCUGGAGCAACUCGAACUACGAUUCAGCGACAGAGUAGUGUGUCCUCCACAGCCUCUGUCAAUCUUGGUGAUCCAGGUCCCACGAGGAGGGCUCAAAUUCCUGAAGGAGAUUAUUUAUCAUACAGAGAGUUACAUUCAGUGGGAAGAACUCCUCCAAUGAUGUCAGGAUCACAGCGACCUCUUUCUGCACGAACAUACAGCAUUGAUGGUCCAAAUGCAUCGAGACCUCAGAGUGCUCGACCCUCUGUUAGUGAAAUACCAGAGAGAACUAUGUCAGUUAGUGAUUUCAAUUAUUCACGGACUAGUCCUUCAAAAAGACCAAAUGCAAGGGUUGGUUCUGAGCAUUCAUUGUUAGAUCCUCCAGGAAAAAGUAAAGUUCCCCAUGAUUGGCGAGAACAAGUUCUACGACACAUUGAGGCCAAAAAAUUAGAAAAGAGCAUGCUGUCAAGGUCCUUUAAUUCCAAUUUUACUGCUGUAAGCAGCUUUCACUAUGGCAGCUCUAGGGAUCUGCAUGGCAGCCAAGGCAGUGUUGCCUUGAGUGUUGCAGACGGAAGAGGUUCUGGUGGGCACAUAUUUCGACAUCCCCAGACAUCCUGUCCAGGAGAUCCUUGUCAAGAUGAUAUAUUCAUUUCAGGACAGCAGAACUACUCGUCAGCUACACUUAGUCACAAAGAUGUUCCUCCAGACAGCUUGAUGAAAAUGCCUUUGAGUAAUGGACAGAUGGGCCAGCCUCUCAGGCCUCAGGCAAAUUAUAGUCAGAUACAUCACCCCUUUCCUCAGGCAUCUGUGGCAAGGCAUCCCUCUAGAGAACAACUAAUUGAUUACUUGAUGCUGAAAGUGGCCCAUCAACCUCCAUACACACAGCCCCAUUGUUCUGCUAGACAAGGCCAUGAACUGGCAAGGCAAGAGAUUCGAGUGAGAAUUGAAAAGGAUCCAGAGCUUGGAUUCAGCAUAUCAGGAGGUGUUGGGGGAAGAGGAAACCCAUUCAGACCUGAUGACGAUGGUAUAUUUGUAACAAGAGUACAGCCUGAAGGACCAGCAUCAAAAUUAUUGCAACCAGGUGAUAAAAUUAUUCAGGCUAAUGGCUACAGUUUUAUCAAUAUCGAACAUGGACAAGCAGUGUCCUUGCUAAAAACUUUCCAGAACACAGUAGAACUCAUCAUUGUACGAGAGGUUUCCUCAUAAGAACUGUGGACUGAAAAACGGGAGAGUCAGCAAGAUUUAUUGGAAGAUACUUGUGGGGGAAAGUAAUAUUUUGACUAUUUUUAUAUAUAAAGAAGAACUCAAAUUAUGUUCAAAUUUGUACAUUAAUGAAGUAAUGGAACUUGUGGUUAGAGGGAAAGAACCACUGUACAGUGUAUAGGGGAUACUAUGAAUUCAUACCAUAUAAAUCUUCUCGUUAGGUUUUUAAACAUAGCAAUCAAGGCUACAGAAACAAACAUGUUGUUUUUGUAUAGAUUGUAGGUUUAUUUUUGGAUUUCAUACACAUGGUUGAACUCUGUGCAAGGCUCUAGUUAGCCUUGGUUGUAGCCCAGAGACAGAUGGCAGAGCUGUCUAUCUCAUAGCUUUUAUGCCUUUGUUUUUAUUCAACUGGUAUUAAUGUUUUUCUGCUGAAAACUACUUUUUUUUAAUGUGGGCAAGAGAUUUGAAGCGUUGGCUUUUGCUAUGUGCAUAUUGAAUUGAAGAGUGAGUAGGUGAAGGUGGUGCUGGUGGGUUCACUUUCCAAGGCCAGAUUAAAACAGUUAUUUCCUAUAAAAAUCUGGAAACAAAGAAAUCGGGGGGG
This is a messenger RNA of Vicugna pacos (alpaca), 5347 nucleotides long. RefSeq names its product erbb2 interacting protein (gene ERBIN). Gene Ontology annotation, biological process: receptor clustering; neurotransmitter receptor transport postsynaptic membrane to endosome; neurotransmitter receptor transport, endosome to postsynaptic membrane. The record is from RefSeq and is a predicted model, not a curated record. Gene Ontology annotation, cellular component: basolateral plasma membrane; postsynaptic membrane; adherens junction. Lineage: Eukaryota; Metazoa; Chordata; Mammalia; Artiodactyla; Camelidae. Gene Ontology annotation, molecular function: protein kinase binding.